This is a messenger RNA of Dromiciops gliroides (monito del monte), 10404 nucleotides long. It is a transcript of the gene NEK10, whose product is annotated as NIMA related kinase 10. The record is from RefSeq and is a predicted model, not a curated record. NCBI's taxonomy places the organism in Eukaryota, Metazoa, Chordata, Mammalia, Microbiotheria, Microbiotheriidae. Gene Ontology annotation, biological process: protein phosphorylation. Gene Ontology annotation, molecular function: protein serine/threonine kinase activity; protein binding; ATP binding.
CGGCGGCGGGCCGAGCAUGGCGAGCGGCGGAUCGGCCUGAAGGAGGGCGUCCUCCCCCGCACCCGGAAUGAGAUGUUAAUCCUGGGGCACUGAUGUUUUACAAUGCCUGAUCAAGACAAAAAGGUGAAGACCACAGAGAAAUCAGCAGAUAAGAAACAACAAGGAAUCACCACUAGGGACUAUUCAGAUCUUAAAAGACUUCAGUGCCUGCUCAACGUUCAAUCAAGCAAACAACAGCUCCCAGCCAUCCAUUUUGACAGUGCCCAAGAGAGCAUGACGAAAUCGGAACACGCCAUCAAGGCUGGUGGACACCGAGGUCGCGGUCCAUGGCAAGAGUCAACCGAGGCUGUUGAGCUGGAAAACUUUAGUGUAAACUAUAAGAAUGAAAGAAAUUUUAGCAAACAUCCACAACAUAAACUGUUUCAAGAGAUCUUUACGGCAUUGGUGAAGAACAGACUUAUAUGCAGAGAGUGGGUUAAUCGAGCCCCAUCAAUUCAUUUUCUGAGAGUGUUAAUCUGCCUGAGAUUACUCAUGAGGGAUCCGUGUUAUCAGGAAAUUCUCCAUAACUUGGGGGGAUUGAAAAACCUAGCCCAGUACAUGGAGAUUGUGGCAGAUGGGUACCUUGGAUAUGGAGAAGAGCAGCAUCAUGUUGACAAGCUAGUCAACAUGACAUAUAUCUUUCAGAAACUUUCUGCUGUCAGAGAUCAAAGAGAAUGGGUCAUAGCUAGCGGAGCGCACAAGACGUUAGUAAAUUUAUUAGGAGCCAGAGACACAAAUGUUCUAUUGGGGGCCCUUCUUGCACUUACUAGUUUAGCUGAAAGUCCAGAAUGCAGGGAGAAGAUCAGUGAGCUCACCAUCGUAGAAAACCUGCUGAUGAUAUUACACGAGUACGACUUGCUCUCUAAAAGGCUGACCGCUGAGCUGCUGCGGCUCCUCUGUGCUGAAUCCCAAGUGAAGGAGCAGGUGAAGAUGUACGAGGGCAUUCCCGUCCUCCUCAGCCUGCUCCAUUCUGAUCACCUGAAGCUGCUGUGGAGCGUCGUCUGGAUUCUGGUCCAGGUGUGCGAGGACCCCGAGACCAGCGUGGAGAUCCGCACGUGGGGCGGCAUCAAGCAGCUUCUCCACCUUUUACAAGGAGACAGAAAUUUAGUUUCUGAUCGUUCUUCCAUUGGGAGCUUGUCCAGUGCAAAUGCAGCAGGGAGAAUCCAGCAUCUUCGUUUGUCAGAAGAUUUAAGCCCUCAAGAAAUACAAGAAAACACCUUUUCUCUUCAAUCAGCCUGCUGUGCUGCUCUCACUGAACUGGUGCUCAAUGACACAAACGCUCACCAAGUGGUACAGGAAAAUGGUGUAUAUAUAAUAGCAAAGUUAAUUUUACCAAACAAACAAAAGAAUGCAGCAAAAACUCAUUUAUUGCAGUGUUAUGCUUUUAGAGCCUUGCGGUUUCUCUUCAGUAUGGAAAGGAAUAGACCUCUCUUUAAAAGACUUUUCCCCACUGACUUGUUUGAGAUCUUCAUUGAUAUAGGACAUUAUGUACGUGAUAUCAGUGCUUACGAAGAGCUGGUAUCAAAGUUGAAUUCGCUGAUGGAGGAUGACCUGAAACAGAUCUCGGAAAACAUUGAAAGCAUAAAUCAGAAUAAAGCACCAACGAAAUAUAUAGGCAAUUAUGCCAUUUUAGACCACCUCGGGAGCGGCGCUUUCGGAUGUGUUUAUAAGGUUAGGAAGCGUAGCGGCCAAAAUCUUUUAGCGAUGAAAGAAGUGAACUUACAUAACCCUGCAUUUGGAAAGGACAAGAAAGACCGAGAUAGCAGCGUAAAGAACAUUGUCUCGGAGCUAACGAUAAUUAAGGAGCAGCUUUAUCACCCCAAUGUUGUACGCUAUUAUAAAACUUUCCUAGAAAAUGACAGGUUAUAUAUAGUUAUGGAACUCAUAGAAGGGGCACCUCUUGGAGAACAUUUCAAUUCCUUGAAAGAGAAACAGCACCAUUUUACUGAAGAGAGAAUAUGGAAUAUAUUUAUACAACUGUGCCUGGCUCUUCGUUACUUGCAUAAAGAAAAGAGGAUUGUCCACCGAGACCUCACACCGAACAACAUCAUGUUGGGGGAUAAGGACAAAGUAACUGUUACUGACUUUGGCCUGGCAAAACAAAAGCAAGAAAACAGCAAACUCACAUCGGUUGUUGGAACAAUUCUCUACUCCUGCCCCGAGGUUUUGAAGAGUGAGCCCUAUGGGGAGAAGGCUGACAUCUGGGCUGCGGGCUGCGUCCUUUAUCAGAUGGCGACACUGAAUCCCCCGUUCUACAGCACCAACAUGCUCUCUUUAGCGACGAAAAUAGUCGAGGCAGUAUAUGAACCAGUCCAAGAAGGGAUCUACUCUGAAAAAGUGACAGUUAUCAUCAGCAGAUGCUUAACUCCUGAUGCAGAAGCUAGGCCGGAUGUGGUGGAGGUCAGCUCAAUGAUAUCCGAUGUCAUGAUGAAGUAUUUGGAUGGCUUAUCCACUUCCCAGCUUGCUUUGGAAAAGAAGCUAGAGCGGGAGAGGAGGCGCACACAGAGAUAUUUUAUGGAAGCCAACAGGAAUGCAGUCACUUGUCAUCAUGAGCUGGCUAUCUUAUCUCAUGAAAAUUUUGAGAAGGCCAGUCUGAGCAGUAGCAGCAGCGGUGGGGCCAGCUUGAAAAGCGAGUUUUCUGAAAGUGCCGACCCUCCCCCAGAGAGCUUUCAGCAGCCAUGUGGCCGAGAGGAGGACAGAGCCUGCGACGAACUCUUGUCUGAUGAGAACUACAACUUGGAAAACAUCGAGAAAGAUAUAUAUUCGGAAUUAGAUGACGAGCUGGACGUCUCCGAUAACUCCAGCAUCUCAAGCUCCAGCCCUCUGAAAGAGUCAACGUUUGGCAUCUUAAAACGAAGUUUCAGUGCUUCUGGAGGAGAAAGACAGUCUCAUGGAAGGGAAUACACGGGAGGAAUAGGAUCAAGACCAAGACCAGCUUCCGCGGGGAUCGCUGUGUCCCAGAGAAAAGUGCGGCAGAUCAGUGAUCCCAUUCAGCAAAUCUUGAUUCAGCUGCAUAAAAUUAUCUACAUCACCCAGCUCCCUCCUGCUUUGCACCACAAUUUGAAAAGAAGGGUUAUUGAGAGAUUCAAGAAAUCCCUCUUCAGCCAGCAGAGCAAUCCUUGUAACUUGAAAUCUGAAAUUAAAAAGCUAUCCCAAGGAUCUCCAGAACCAAUCGAACCAAACUUUUUUACAGCAGAUUGUCAUUUAUUGCUGCACUCGUCAGGUGGAAAUGCACUCCCCGCAAAUGACAGGACAGGACUUCCUAGCAGCUUUGAUCUGGAGGAGGGAAUAACCUAUGAACAGAUGCAGACUGUGAUUGAAGAGGUCCUAGAAGAAAGUGGCUAUUACAAUUUUACUUCUAACAGGUAUCAUUCCUAUCCAUGGGGAACGAAGAACUAUCCAACUAAAAGAUGAAAAACCUGUGUUUUGAGUGAACUGGUAUUUUUUUUCCCCAAUGAUGUUAACCUGCCAGGACUUCAGUUAUUACUGUGUGCUGGUCAAAGGGAUCAGCUCUGCCUGAAGGGUAUGGAAGAGAAGAAACCAAUGCUGAAACAAAUCCAGGUCGCCUUUCCAGGUUCUUGAUGCAUGGGGUGUGAGGCCCAUGGCCACUCCAGUCUCUCUGCAGGGUGCUCUGGGUCUGCUACUCAUUCAGGAUUCUGCAAGUGUCAUUUGCUGGGAGGAAGCACUCCUCAGCAAAACUUUCUUCCAUUUUUUUUAAAAAAAGCUUUUCCUAUUUUUUUUAAACAAUGAUUUGAUCCUCAGGAUUGCUGGAACUUUGUUGAAGGACAUGCAGCCUUCCUUGUAUCAAAAAUAGGGAUACAUUUGAAAAAGAAAAAAAAAACAGCUCCAAAUAACAAAUUGGGAGAGUCGCUGUAUCCAGUGGUGAUUUUAAAAGCAGUCUCAAACUGCAAAUUGCAAUUUAAAUGAAAGAAUUGGCUCAAUAUCUACCACCUGGGUGCUAGGAAACUUCAAGCUUGAUACAGUGUAGACAGUAUUGGCAAGCUGUACAGCUUUGGAGAAUAACUGUCAAUUUUUCAAUUUUAGGCCAGAAGAGUAGACUAUAUUCAUGUACAGUGUCCAUAUAUGUGUAUAUAUAAAUAUAUAUGUAUAUACAUAGACAUAUAUAUAGAUAGAUAUUUUAUGUUUACCUAAAAAAUAAAGAGCUAGGCAGAAGAGAUACUUUGCUGUUAAGCAAAUCUUCAGGGCUUAAUGAAAGUUGAAAAGAUAUAUGCUCUGUCUCUGAGAUCCAGUCAUCCUGACUCCAGGGUCUGGCUUGUUGAAGUUUAAACAGUUGUUUAAAAAGAAAAUUAUUGUGUAAUGAAUGAUACGUACUUGUAUCUAAGGUGAACUACUGUAAAAACAAUAACAUAUAUAUAUGCACAUUAUCAUAUGUGUGUAUAUAUAUAUAUAUCACAUUUGUGUAUAUAUUUAUGCACCAGAAUAUCAAAAUGCCAAACAAUGACACAUCCCUGGAUAAAUCUGGCUGUUGACCAUAAGAUAUAAUUCUAAAAUGAUCAUCUUUGAUACAUAUGUGUAUAUAUCCAUAUAGACACUUGUGCACACACAGUGCUUCCUGGAUAACUACAGUGUAUCUUGACAAGGCUUUACAAAACCUUUCCUUGCCAAGUCAGAACUCCUUUACUGAAGGAUACAACAGUGUAUCCUUUUAAUACCCUUUAAAUAUGUGGUAGUAAAGUGGGUCUGAAUAGUGCUUUCAUGUAAGAACCUUUUGCUGACUUUCAAAUACAUAUUUGCAUUUUUCUGCACAAUAAGGAUAGGAUUUGGCUGAUUAUAUAUGGCUAAGCUAAUAUAUCUGUUUAGUUUACUUUUUAUUUUAAAAUGGUCUAAAGAGAAUGACCCAUGUAGUGUGAUAACCCUCUUAUUGUGAUCUGAUAAAUAUUUUAACUAAUUUUUAUAUUUUAAAAAAAGACCUACUUAUUCUCACAAACUUGCACUAAUACCCCUAGUGGGCACCAAUGGGAAUCUUUAUUACCAAAUCAGUUACUACAAGGGCACUGUAAUUUAAAAUAAGAGCUGUAUCUCCAAGGCGAUUGGAAAUGCUUUUUAAAAAAUGUAAUACUAAGGGAAAAAAAGGUUAAGUCAGAGCUUCCAAAGGCUUAUCCCUGCCUGAUCAUGGCAGAGCGGAGUUGAGUGAUCAUGUGAGAAGUCUCCUUUUUAGAUGGUUACAGAAUUCCUUAGGGCAUCUGUUUUCACUCACUAUGGCCUGAUUAUAAGAUUAAAGGAUCAGGUUUGUGGUGGGAGACAAGCGUUUGAAAUGCCUGCAUUGUCAAACUUAUCCAGCUUUUUUUUUCUCUUCCCAUGCUCUGACUUCUUUGGUCCUAGCCUGUCCACACAAGUAAUUUUAUUUUCAUGUCUGUUUUUCACCAAGAAACAGACACAUGAGAAUCUGGAUUGUUUAAGAGGUAUUUACAAAUCUGAAAACAUCAUACUUCUUUUGAUGAGUAUGGAUAGGGAUGAAGAGUGACCCCAGCAAAUCAAUUACCCCUUUACUUCAAUGACUGAGAGUUCAUUGGCCAUCUCCAAAUCUACGGGCAUAAGGAGAGUUCUCCCUCCCUCUGUAAUUUCAAGUAUAAGGUCAAAGGUUUGAUGACCUCAUCUUGCCCACCCACAUCCUUGCCUUCACUCAGUUAUUAAUUACAAAUUAAUUUUUAAGUGGCAAUCUCAGGGUUUCAUUACUUGAUUCUCUCCCAUGUGGCCCCUGGCAGCUACUGAAAGCCCAGACAAAGAUAGAAGCCUAGAACUAGGCUGUUCCAUGCAUUCUGGGCUUGGUGCUCCCCAGGUACCAGUGGAUGACAAGCACAAUCAUCAAAAUGAUCCCCUUUCCAAACCAAUUGGCAAAGCGCAGAAUCAAGUGAUCAGAAUUUAAGAAAGUGACCCUCCCGUUCUAUUUUUCCAGUGCUUUGUUGUUGUUGUUUUGUAGUGUAUGCAUUUGAUAUUAAUGAUCUAGGAGUAAAUAAAUGGCUCUUUUCUUGGAGGCGCAUAAAUGCUGAGACCUUUCCAGUGUCAUUGAGCAUACCAGAAGUUACAAUUUUUCUAAGUGUAAGGGGAGCCAAAAGCAUAAACACCAACAACAAAACCAAUGGAUCCUCUGCCCUGAGAUAGCUUUCUGUCCUUCUUUUCCUAUAUUGUUCUUCUAAGAGAGACAGUUUUCAGCUCACCCAUUAUACUACCAUUGUCAUACAAACGGAUAGUUUUCCUGGGGCAUAAACUACUGGAAGGGAUGGAAGUUAGGUAUCAUAAGAUUUGCAUCCCAAGGGCCUGCAAGAGUUACUCUAGCUUCUCCAAAGACCUCACUGAUUCCCUAACCUAACAACUAGGAGAGGCUGGCUUGUAGUGAAAGUCUAUUAAUUUUGCUUUUGACUCUCUUAAUCAUCUUCCUGUGUGAACAAGUCCUUCUCUGAGCUGGGAAAGUCUCGAUAAUCUUUUAUUGAUUGCAUUUCUCUUUUAUUUUGCCUCUUUCUUCUGUAUAAUUUGUAAUUAUUUGUUGUGCUGUGAAAAUCCCACUUAGUUCAUGUAAUUCAAAGGGACUUAACUUUGUAUGGAUAGAAUACAAAUCAGCCUUUUGGGGAUCACUUUUGAGUCACAAAUGCUUCAGUUAAUUAUGUUUUGAUCCAUCAACUAUGUCUGAAUAUUUGCUCUUGAACCUUAUUUUACUUUUUUUAAGUCCAGAUUUUCCAUUCCCCAUGAAGUGACUGCCACAGUCAGACCUGCUCUUUGGUCAUCAAAAUUGUCAUCUCUCACAUAUGUCCUUUGCAAGCCCCUUUAUGGCUAAACUAUCAUGAGCAAUAAUAACGUGGACCCUGCACCAAAGGUUAAUGGUGAAGUCUUUGGGGACACCUGCGGAAGAAAUGCUCAUGUUGAGUGUGGAAAUUUACAUUCUCACGUGCAAUGAUUUUGAUGUUAAUUGCCAUUCUUUCUUUGUUGGCAAACAGGACCUUCCUCAUCAGACACUUGCUAUGUUACCUCAAACAUUACGAGGAACACUCUUGAUGAGGGGUCAUUGUUGUCCUUAAAGUUCCUGCAUUCAUCUGACUAGAUGAGAUGAAUUUUGAUGCUCCAAUCCAGGAUAUAACCUGGGGUGGUUUUGAACUGUGCCACAAAUAUUCAUCAACAUUUACCAUGAAGAUUUUUCAUGUGUGAUGACCAUGACAUUGCAUGGUGGUUUUUGAUCAGUAUUAUUCAGAUAAAAACCUAUUAUCUCCAAGGCGUGCUUUCUUGAGUGGGAGGGCCGAUGAGAGAGGAAAUAGGUUUUGACAAUACUUUGGUUUUUGUUGGUUUGAUCUUUAGCCUCAGUUCCUCUGGAAAUAACUUUAGCCUUCUUUACAAAGGCAGAAACUCUUCCCUUUUAAGUGCUCUUUGUUGCUUGCGUCUUGCUUUUUGCCAUGAUUAUCUGAAGAGCACAGAACAAAUGCUGUCAAUGCAAAAGUGGUGUGACUAAAGCAACUUCUCAGAGACACCAUGGAAAUUCAACUCUAGGGAAUCCAGAAGCAAAAAAAAGAUAAAUGGUCCCAUCUCUUGGCCUUGGCCUCUUAGAUGAAAACUCCCUCUAAAUAUUCAUCUUUUUAUUUUUGGCUUUGAAGUGUAAUUAUUGGUCAUAUGUACAUAUAUAUGAACAUAAAUGCAUUGUAGACAUGCAGACACCAAGAAGGCAGAAAAGAUGCACACACACACACAUAUUUAUAUAGGAUAUAUGUAUAUGUGCACAUCUGUAUGUAUAUAAUAAAUUUUAUAUGUAGCAUAUACAUAUGUAUCUCCAGAUACCACUUAAAUUGUAUUAAUUAUUCUCUAAUGAAAAAUGUGCAUACUCAAUUCAGAAAUUUUAGCUAGAUUUUGUUUUUCAAGUCCAGCACGUGUAUCCGUUAAUGCUAUUUUUCACUUUAAUAAGAAGAUUCAAAUGUUUCCUGGAAACUUAUAGUUUCCUGUGUCAUUAUAGUUAAAUUACAUAUAGUCAAGAAGACAUUAAUGUUGAUUAUAUAUUUUUGGCUGUGAUGUUGCUUUGAGAUCUAUGAGAAGAAUAAAAAGGACUUUAGUAUUCUGAAUAGAUGACUAAUGAGCACUGGAGAUUUGUUGUGCCAGUGGGUCAAUCCACAAUAAAUAGCUAUUAAGAUUUUUCUUUAAAGCUUGCUCACUCAUAAACACAGCAGUCUCCUUGGCAGCUAUAAUUUUUUAGAGUAGUACCUAUUUUGGUGCUAAAAAUAGACUGCAAUUAACUGCAACAAAAAUUCAAUUUUCAAUAGAAAACUCAACAUCAUUUGCCUAGAAAUAUGAAGCAACUUCCUAUGAAAUAGGGAGGGUUCUUUAUCCUGUAUCCCAAACCAUGUCUGUAGAGAUGGGAUCAGUAGAUUAAAUAGCACAGAAAUGUGACCUGGAGUGGAAUUGUUUCAAAUCUGUUCUUGAAGGGGCACACUAGGUUCUUGAACAAAGCCAUGAAUUUUGCCAUUAAAAAAAAUAGAAAAGUCCCCUUGACUGUCCUUUAAAUGCAUCCUUAAACACAUAGAUAAAUGGUUGAGUUUGAUUUCAUUUUCAAAUAUAUGGACCUGCCCAUAAAGAAUUACCUUUGGUUUUUGCAAAGAUGUGCAAAACCGUUUCCGUAAACUACAUAGGGAUUUGUGCCAGAUAUUUGAGAACGGCGAGAAGCCAUCUGUGAAAAUAAUUUAAAGGCCCCACAUCUUAAAGUCAAAUUGUGAUGCUAACUCAUAAAAUAAUAUUCUUAAGUCAUGAAUAGUCCAUCAUUUCAAGUGCCUCUCACAGAACUCUUCUUGAUGACGUGACUCUCCAUUGAAUAAAACAAAAUCAAAGGCCCCUGACCUCCAUGACUUCCCCCUUACUUCAGUCUUUUUUUGAGUGUUGGGGGUAGUCGUUAGCGAUGUGUCACUUUAAGAAGGAAUGCAGGCAGUAUUUUUAUAAGCUCUGAAGAAUUCAUCCUUGUGUAAAGUGAAGUAAAGAAGUAAUCUGUUUCAAGCCAGUGAUGCCCCAAAGAUGUAUGAUCCCCCCCAAAGUGAUAACUCCAUCUUUAAGAAUGGAAAGGCAAGCUCUAAGGGGAAGGCUGACUUGUGGAGGUUCCUCCAGUCACUGGUGGCUACUUUGCUGUUCUCUGUGGCAAAGGGAAGGGAUGCUCUGGGGUUUCUAGCAGUACACUUUUUCCCCUGCUCCUGAGAAUCCUAGGGUAAGCCCUACAGUAGAAGAGGUGUAGCCUGGCCACUGUUGGACAUUCCAUUAGAGACCACGUUCAUUGUUGCCAGGGUUGCCUGCGGAGAGAGCCCCAGAGUGGCAGAAGGCUCUUCAUCCUUCUCUGGAGGCAAGUGCAGACCAUGCCUCUCUUUAUCCCCACCCCUCCACUGCCCCAACACACACAUGCACCUUUUUGCUCUUGUUUUCUGGAAUACCCUAGGUGAAGCCAAUGGCUCCCAGAGGAGGCAUAUUUGCCAUUAAGCCAUCAUUUUCUUGUAAAUAAGGGCCAUUCUCCUUCCUCCAGCACGGAGCUGGGACCACUAUAUCCUGUAGUGCAAACUUAGGAGGGAAUGUCUUGUUUUUUUUUUCAGGUAAGUCCAGGUAAUUUUGAAGAAUCAUGCAUUCAGGCAGAUUGAAAAGAAACAAGCAGGGGUUGUCUUGGUUAUUUUCAGUAAGGCCAUUGAUAAGCUGCUGAAAGAUUCCAUCAUUUACUUUCUCCAAACCAACAAGCACCAAUUUAAGAAACCCUUUCAGUACAUUUUGUCCACUGGCAUCCGGCAGAUCAGAACUGAAUUAUCAUGCUUCCUGUAGUCUGUUGUUCCCAAUGGCAAUUCGUGAGGUUCACACAGAAGAGAGUUGUCUUUUGAAAAGAGGCAGAACUCAUAAUCUCACAUGGCUCAACCACAUCGCUCUUCUGGAUGGUCACGGUCCAGAAAUGUGCAGGGACAAAAGACUCUGGCUGGGGAAUGUUAAUGAAUGCUGUAUUAUCUCCUUUCUUGUCACCUUAGACAAUGACACUCUUCUCCCUCCCCCCAGUAGUCUGGCUCACAGAGGUCUGGGGGGGGGUCGGGGAGGAGAGGGUGGCCUGGUUUUAUCAUCAGUGGAAAUGUUUUUACAGUCAUGUCUGUGGGGGAUAAUGGACGUGAGAGUGGCAAUCAGGUUUCCUGGGCACCCUUAAGACAUUCUGAAGACACCCAAGCCCUUCCUGUGUGAACUCACCAACAUGCUGGCAAGCUGUUAGUGAUCCUAGCAUCAAGAUAGAGCUUGGGUGAGAUUAGGACAAAGAAAUGCUCCUGUGAAAUCUUUGUGAAAAAUGUGAGCAAACUUUAUUUUUGCUAUUGAUUAAACAUGUUAUGUCAAAUGUGGAUGGAAAUAAAACUUUAUUUUCAAUCA